Rotaria sp. Silwood2 is the source of this 669-nucleotide messenger RNA. Lineage: Eukaryota; Metazoa; Rotifera; Eurotatoria; Philodinida; Philodinidae. The record is from the annotation of a GenBank genome assembly.
AUGAUAGAUUUUGGCGAAAUUUCUGAAAAGGUUCUUCGACAAUUUUAUGACUGUACUCCGUUCAUUAUCAUUCCUAUUGAUAAUAUUAUUAAUGUCAGAUCGAUUGGUAUCAUCUGCCAUAAUAAUAAUUUUAGUCAAUACAUUUCUUUUUCCACAUACAUACAUAAUAUUAAUUUCAAUCCAGCACCUUGGUUACAUAAACGAUUGAUAUCCCUUAAUGAUCAAUAUCAACAUAAUUGGAAACAAAACAAGGAUUUAUAUUGUGAAGAAGAACAAGGACAACGCUUAUUGGAACGUAUAAUUGAAGAAGAAACUCAAUAUCAGCAGUAUCAAUGCAGAAACAGAAUCAGUCAAGUAUUUUUAUACUCAACGCCAGCAUCAUCUCGAUUCAUUGCACAAUUUCGCUUAGAUGGCCGUAAAAUAAUCAGUAAUGAUCUGCUCAACAAAAACUGCAGCAUUUGUCUGGAAGACUUAAAAUUAAAUCAAUUCUUCGCCCAAUGGCCGUGUGAAGCUAAACAUACAUUUCAUUACCAUUGUAUGUUGGAUGCUUUAAGAACAGGAAAUAAGUGUCCUUUAUGUCGUCAUCCUGUUGAAGAAGCAAAUUUACCUAAUAUGCAAGCUGCUAUUCACUUCAUACUAGAAAGAAUGACAUUUAAUGGAUUCGCUUGA